UUGUUAGCUGUGGGACCAUGGACAACUAGCUUGUUAGCGGCCGAUGGAAACAAAACCCUCUCAAAGGAAGUUCUUGUAACCUAGUCAAUCCUAAUCUGAAUCCAGCCAUUUUUGUAGUAAAAAAACUAUUCAAAGGGAUUUACGAGUUAUUAAUUUGACUGUAAAACUGGGAAAUUUGCUGCGAAGAUGGGAGUCCCUAAAUUUUACCGAUGGAUUUCGGAGCGCUACCCGUGUCUGAGUGAAGUUGUGAAAGAACAUCAGAUUCCUGAAUUCGACAAUUUGUAUUUGGACAUGAAUGGCAUCAUUCACCAGUGCUCCCACCCAAACGACGAGGAUGUCCACUUCCGAAUCUCUGAAGAAAAGAUUUUUGCAGAUAUCUUCCAUUAUCUGGAGGUGCUCUUCAGGAUCAUCAAGCCACGCAAGGUGUUCUUCAUGGCUGUGGACGGUGUGGCUCCAAGGGCAAAGAUGAACCAGCAGAGAGGACGGAGAUUCAGGUCAGCCAAAGAGGCAGAAGACAAGAUUAAAAAAGCUUUAGAGAAAGGAGAAGUCCUGCCCACAGAGGCUCGCUUUGACUCCAACUGCAUCACUCCGGGGACUGAUUUUAUGGUUAGACUACAAGAGCAGCUCAAAUAUUUUGUCCACAGUAAGAUUUCUACUGACAAACUUUGGCAAAAGGUCAAAGUGUACCUCUCUGGGCAUGAGACUCCUGGAGAAGGUGAACACAAAAUCAUGGAGUUCAUUAGAUCUGAAAAUGCAAAGCCAAGUCAUGACCCCAACACCCGACACUGCUUGUAUGGCCUGGACGCUGACUUGAUAAUUCUGGGUUUGACCAGCCAUGAACACAACUUUUCGCUGCUCAGAGAAGAGGUCCGCUUUGGAGGCAAGAAAUCUCAGAAAAGAAUUACUGCUCCAGAGGAGACAACAUUUCAUUUGCUCCACUUGUCUCUGAUGAGAGAAUAUAUUGAUUAUGAGUUUUCUGGGUUAAAGGAACAUUUAGGUUCUAAAUAUGAUUUGGAGAGAAUAAUAGACGACUGGAUUUUAAUGGGGUUUCUUGUGGGAAAUGAUUUCAUUCCUCACCUCCCCAAUCUUCACAUCAAUCAUGACGCGCUGCCAAUGUUGUACAAGACAUACAUCAGUGUGCUUCCCAGUGUAGGGGGAUAUCUGAAUGAAAAUGGCCACUUGAACCUUCGAAACUUUGAGAAGUAUGUGGAGAAGCUUUCUGAGUUUGACAGAGAACAUUUCAGUGAGGUGUUUGUAGACUUGAAGUGGUUUGAAAGCAAAGUGGGCAACAAGUAUCUGAAUGAGGCAGCUGGUCUGGCUGCUGAGGAGGAGGCUUCUGGCAGUAACACCAACGAGAAGAUUCGAGCCCUGGUAGACAUGACCUCACAGCAGAGACCAAUCGGAGGAGGGAAAAAUGCUCAGGCAGAUGAUGAGGAAGAGGAGGAUGAUCUCUUUGAAACUGAGUUCAGACAAUACAAACGCACCUACUACAUGACCAAGAUGGGCGUGGAUGUAGUGUCUGAUGAGUUCCUUGCUGACCAGGCAAAGGGCUAUGUUGAAGGACUCCAGUGGAUUUUACACUAUUAUUACCAUGGUGUUCAGUCUUGGAGCUGGUAUUAUCCCUAUCACUAUGCCCCUUUUCUCUCUGACAUAAAGAACAUAUCUGAGUUGAAGUUGACCUUUGACCUGGGAAAGCCCUUCAUGCCUUUCCAACAGCUGUUAGCAGUUUUACCCGCAGCUAGUAAAGAGCUGCUACCAGAGUGCUACAGGUUCCUUAUGACCAGUGAGUUUUCCCCUAUUUUUGAGUACUACCCUUUGGAUUUCAAAACUGAUUUGAAUGGAAAACAACAGGAGUGGGAGGCUGUUGUGCUCAUUCCCUUUAUUGACGAGAGACGGCUGUUAGCAGCGAUGGAGCCUUGCAAUGAAAAGCUGACCAAAGCAGAGAAAGCCAGGAACCGCCAUACUGAAUGUGCUGUGUACAUGUACGACAAGGAGAGCGAGUUCACAUACGCCUCCAGUCUGCCCCAGAUGUUUCCUGAUAUAAUUCACUGUCGUGUUAGGCAACAGACUAUUGCUAUGGAUGCUUGGCAUGUACCAUUGGAUCAUGUCAGCAGGCGUGUUGACCGCUCAGCCCUCUACUUCUGUGGUUUCCCAACGCUACAGCACAUCCCACAUAAGUUUUAUAAGAAGAAGAGUGGAGUGGUUGUAUUCCAGCAGAGCAGCAGAGGGGAGAACAUGAUGCUGGAAAUCCUUUCAAACAAAGAUGGAGAAGCAAUAUGUGACAAUGUUGCUGCCGAUGUAUUGGGCAAGGCCAUAUUUGUGAACUGGCCCCAUCUAGAGGAGGCACGGGUUGUUGCAGUAUCUGAUGGAGAGACCAAGUUCUCUCUGGAAGAAUCUCCAGGUAUCCAGAAAGUGUAUAACAGACCCUCCACUCCACCUCCCACCAAAGUGUCACGCCUGUCUGAUAAAGAGCAGAAAGACUGGGUAAAAGACGUUCAGGGAAUCACAGAACAUUACCUGAAGAGAAAAGGCAUUGUGACAAAUGAGAUCGACGUGGUUGUGUAUGGCCAGCUACUGACAGGAAGAAAGUUUGUCCCUAAAGCCAAUGGGCUUGUUGAGCUGGAGAAACAGUGGGCCAAGCAGAUUUUGCCUUUUCCCUACCAGGCUGUUGUCAAGGAAAUAAGGGCCUUCUACUCAUCUUUAACAAACUUCACCAGCCUGGAUGAUCUCUUUCCCCCAUCUACUGCAGUCUUCAUGGUUGGAAAUCCCUACUAUGGUGCUAUGGGAGAGGUGCAAGACUCUAGUGAUGUCAUCAAAGAUGGACGGGUGCGAGUUGUGUUCAGCCUGCCACACGAGCCACAGCUUGACACUUUAAUACAAAACCAGCAUAAAUACUGUGUGAAGUACAGUCCUGGCUAUGUUCUGGCCUCUCGUCUUGGGAUCACCAGCUACCUCGUAUCCCGCUUUUCAGGGAGCAUCUUCAUUGGCAGAGGUUCAAAGAAAAAUCCCUGUGGAGAGCAAAGAGCCAAUAUUGGUCUAAACCUUAAGUUCAACAAGAAGAAUGAGGAAGUUCCAGGCUACACCAAAAAGACAGAGAAAGAGUGGCUGUACUCUGCUGCUGUGGAGGAACUGCUGGCUGAAUAUUUGGACAGGUUUUCUGAGGUUUUCACAGCGGUAUCAAGAAACUCUCAUGAUGAUGUCUUCUAUGAGGAUGACAUCUGGCCUGGAGAAGAUCAGAAUGGAGCUGAGAAAGUGGCAGAGAUCACAGCCUGGUUGAAGAGUCACCCAGUAAGUUCCAUGAGCAGAGCAUCAUGUGACCUUCAAGUACUGGACUCGGCCAUUGUUGAGAAGAUCGAGGAGGCAGUGGAAAAGACCAAGGUCAAAAAGAGCACUCGCAAAGUUCGUGUGACAGUGAAACCUCAUCUACUCUUUAGGCCCCUGGAGCAGCAGCAGGGCGUGGUGCCUGACCCAGAGGCGGAGUAUCGGCUGUUCGAUCGAGUGGUGAAUGUCAGGGAGGGUUUCUCUGUGCCACUGGGGCUCAGAGGAACUGUUAUUGGUAUCAAAGGAGCUGAAAAGGAGGCAGAUGUUCUUUAUGAAGUGUUGUUUGAUGAAGAAUUCACUGGUGGUCUUACCCUCAGAUGUACGUCACCUCGGGGGUACCGCCUGCCUCCCUGCGCCCUCAUAAACCUGUCCCAUGGAGCACGAGUAGACCACACAUCAGGCAAGCUCACUGCCAUCGUCAAACCUCAGCCUUCAUCUACUCCCAACAACUCCAACAGACAGCUGGGAGGCCUCAACCACUCCCCAAGAUCCCCCUUCAUACCCACACAACAUAACAACAAACAUGGCAUGAGAGGUUCACCUCAAGGCAAAAGGGACUCUCCAAAACUGCUUCAAAAGCAAACCAAGAGUAAGGAUGAGUACAGCAAUGUGUGGCAGUCUUUGCGGAACUCUGGACCACCAAACAAACCCCCUGCUCACUGGCAAAAUGAUGCCCGAGCUGGUGGCAUCAGACUGCUAAAGAAAAACGAAGAUGCUACCUCCAUUUUGCCCACACAAAACACCAACAAGACCUCCACUGACUUUGAGAGCCUUUUGGCUAACCUGAAGAUUUCAACUCCAAAAGAGCCAACUGCACCUUCAACUGCUCCUGCUCAACCAUCUACAAGCCAAUCAGAUGAACCAUUAUCGCCGCAGUCAUUUGCAAUGAAGGGGACCAUGGUGCUGAAGGAGAUGCUGAAGAUUGACAGUGCAUCAGAUUCUGCCCAGUCUGAUGGACAGCAGCAAAACAGGAGACGGUCAUCUAAGAAAUUAGCUGCAAAAAUCAAUGCGCCACAUGUGGACAGUCCUCCCACAACCUCAGCUCCUAUGGCAAACCAGCACCCCAUGCUGAACAGUAAGGUGUCUGAGCUGGCCUGUGUGUGUGUGGGGCUGGGCAUGGCACCUCCUGAGUUCAGCUUCAUCGGAAACAGACAGGGUGUAGUGUGUCAGGUGAAGCUGUCCAAUGGGCUGAUGGUGCACGGACCUCAGUGCCAGUCGGAAAAUGAUGCCAAGGAGAAUGCAGCCUUCUUCGCUCUUCAAAGACUGAACUCAGUGGGCUCAGGUUUACCUCUGCCUCCUCCUGCUCUCUACCCUGGGAUACCGCAGAUCAGACCGCCACCUUUAGGUCCCAUGAAUCCAAUGUUCAACAAACCAGGUUUGCUGUUGCCUCCACAGGGCUAUGGCCCCGCUCAUCUCUGGGGGAUGGCCAUGCCGCCUCAUCACCCACAAAACCCACAGUUUUAUGGAGCAACCGGAACUUACCCUGGAGCGGUCCGCCCUCCACCCCCAGCUACUGCUCCCAUUGGAUCUCACAACCAGUUCAUCCCACUGCAGGUGACGAAAAAGAGAGUUUCAGCCAACAAGAAAAACCAGGACAGAGAGUUUUACAGCGCAGCCCAAACGGUCGCCAGAAACCAAACUCAGAAAUCCCCAAAUCCACCUGUAGACCAGCCACAAGGGCAAAGAAAUGUGCCAGCAGAGAACAGCCAGUCCAGUGCAUCUAUAGCAGCACCCCAGACUCCACCCAGACAAAACCCUCCGCCCUCUGGCCACACCCCUGGCUCUGCCUCCAAGAGGAAACACAGAAAACUGGCGGUAAACUUCGAGGCUGCGAAAGUGGCAGAGUCGUAAGCUCCAAUAACAGGGGUUUGAGACAGGUGCUGCUCAAACUUAUGAAAGAGUGAACUGAAAUUAGUGUGAUUGUCCAUAGCCUCCAUAGCCUAUUGUCAGUGUAUGGAACAUAUUAUGGUAACAAUGCACAAGGAGAUGAUAAUAUUCACAAUAUAAAAAUAUAGUAUUUUUCACAAAAACUUAUCAGUACCUAACUAUCCCAAUUGCUUGCUUAUCGUUUAAAUGAUGCUUUAAAUUAUAUUUGUGGUGUACAGAAUAAUGAUAUGGGAACUCAAAGAAAGGUAAUAAGUGAAGUGUCUUUGUGCCUUUUAACUAAAUAGAACUACAUGUACUUGUACUAUACAAUAUUGGCUCUUUUACUUCUCUUAAAUACAACUUGGAUAUUUCACUAACAGUCUCCAGUUCACUUCAAUUGCAUUUGAAGUUUACCAAUCUGAACUGACAAAACCAAUUCCAUGUUGCCUUUUCGUCUAUUCACAGGUGUUGUCAAAAGGAAGUUAUAGGAGAGGGUUGCCAAAAAACUUUUUUUUGUUGUUGUUGAAGGCAUUUCCUAGCAGCUCAUCAUUAAAUAAUACUGCCUUGUUUUAGGAACCAAAUUAUGCAACAGUAAAAGCGGACCUUGAGUGGACAGCCUAAUAUGAAAGAAAUUUGUGCAAUACAUGCAUGCAAGAGAAAUCAUUUAACUGUAGGCUCUGUUAUGAUUGUCUUUUUAUUUUUUGUUUAGGUCCAUGUAAUUGUAAUUACGCACCUUUUUAAAUGUGUUGUUUUCAUGGAUAACUCUAGGUGGCGCUAUGGGCAUGUAGACACUUUUUGGCUCUCAUUAUGUUGUGUUGCUGUUUCAGUUUGGCGCUCUCAGGGACAUGGUAGUAGCCCUUUUAAAUGAAACCAUAAAGGGUAGGAAUGAAUGACUGGGUUGGAUUAUGUGUUUCAAACUACAUUUAGUUUUUACUGGACUGUAUCAGCAGAGUAUUUAUUGUGUAUAAGAUGGGUCUCCGAUCAUGGCUGAUAUUUGUACAUAAUGGUCACAGUUAUCUGAGCUGUGCUAUAUUUUAAAAUAGCCUAAUUGGUUAGGCCAAUGUUAGUUUAUUAUUUGUUUUUGACUCUUCCAUUUGACCCCUUUUGACCCAUUUUUUCCCUGAGACACCUGCCUUUAUUGUAUUUGUAUUUUUUACAAAGAGUAGCACACAAGACACCUCUUUAUACCAACUGAAAUUCCAUAAGAACCCUAUUUAAGCAUCUUUGAUCUAAAUUUGAAAAACUACAGGAUUGGCUAGUUAAUAGGCUGACAUUACACAGGUGCAGAAAUGAGAUUCUUAGACUUGUACUUUUCAUUUAAAUUUUAACUGUAUUCAUUGGGCUCUUUUUCAUAUAGUUCGUAAAUAUUUAAAUCUGGAAUUAUUAAAUGAUUUUUAUUAAAGUUUAAAUCUGUCAUUUUAGGAAUUGAAGCUCUGAAUUUUGAGUCUUAAUAGGAAUUAAAUUAUAUUUUUGUAUCUGUGUAACUGAAGCCAAAGAUGACACAUAAUGUAAUCUAUGUCACCAAUAAAUGUACUUGGCAUUACAAUUGAUCUGUUUAAUUUUUUAAAUUCAAAGGAUAUGGGUUUUAUCUUCUCUUUUAUAAAUUGCCAUCAGAUAUUUUCUUAAACAUUAUUUGAAUUAAGUUUGGAAACUACACAGAUGGAGUCUGUUGUAGCAAUAAAUAAUAACAUUUUAAUUUGUCCUCAUUUUGAGAGACUCUGACUGAAAUGUUUUUGCUUUUUUAAGCUUAAUAAUUUAAUGUCUUUUGCUCUUUGAGGCUCUGGUGCAAUAAGGGAGAAUUUAUUGAUUUGAACAUAGGUAGAAGCACACAAGAGAAGAUGAUUGUCUCCCACAUAAUGUACUUGAUGUAAUAAAUUAGGAUUGUGCUGUAUAUAUCCAUUAAUAAAGUGGUUCUCUUUUGUUAUAA
Messenger RNA from Boleophthalmus pectinirostris (great blue-spotted mudskipper), 7114 nucleotides. It is a transcript of the gene xrn1, whose product is annotated as 5'-3' exoribonuclease 1. Gene Ontology annotation, molecular function: RNA binding; 5'-3' RNA exonuclease activity. Gene Ontology annotation, biological process: rRNA catabolic process; nuclear-transcribed mRNA catabolic process. The coding region runs from base 187 to 5172 and encodes 1661 amino acids. The transcript has 39 exons. Lineage: Eukaryota; Metazoa; Chordata; Actinopteri; Gobiiformes; Gobiidae. Gene Ontology annotation, cellular component: nucleus. The record is from RefSeq and is a predicted model, not a curated record.